Messenger RNA from Macrosiphum euphorbiae (potato aphid), 1191 nucleotides. Lineage: Eukaryota; Metazoa; Arthropoda; Insecta; Hemiptera; Aphididae. The record is from the annotation of a GenBank genome assembly.
AUGAUAACUCUCACUACUAAGAAGGUGUCCGCUGUCCGCAACACCCUGCAGAAGUUAACGUCGACAUGGCAAUGCAGAAACCUUGCAACUGAAGCCACAUUCGAUAUAAAAGCGUUCAAACUUCACAAAUUAGAAUCUGGACCCAAUACCACAGUAACCGUAACGAAAGAAGAUGCCAUAAAUUACUACAAGCAGAUGCAGUACAUCAGACGUAUAGAGACGGCAGCCGGUAACUUGUACAAGGAGAAAAUCGUCAGAGGAUUCUGUCACUUAUACUCUGGACAGGAAGCUUGCGCGGUGGGUAUGAAAUCGGCAUUCCGCGAUCAGGACUCAAUAAUAUCAGCUUACCGUGUUCACGGGUGGACAUACUUGAUGGGUGCAAAACCUGUGGAGGUGCUGAGUGAACUCACCGGUCGAAUCGGUGGAGUAGUUCGUGGUAAAGGUGGUUCCAUGCACAUGUAUGGUAAAAACUUUUACGGAGGAAACGGCAUCGUCGGCGCUCAGGUUCCUUUAGGAGCGGGCAUAGCAUUGGCUGCACAAUACUUAGGCACCGGAGGAGUAUGCUUUACUUUGUACGGAGAUGGCGCUUCAAAUCAAGGUCAAGUGUUCGAAGCAUACAAUAUGGCUAAGCUAUGGAACCUGCCCUGCGUAUUUGUCUGUGAGAACAAUGGGUAUGCAAUGGGAACGAGUUCUGAACGGUCAGCGUCAAACACGUCUUACUACACCAGGGGCGAUUACAUACCCGGAAUUUGGGUUGAUGGCAUGGACGUAUUGGCUGUCAGAGAAGCAUCAAAGUUUGCGGUGGAUCACUGUGUUAAUGGGAAUGGUCCGAUACUUUUAGAAACAGUCACCUAUAGGUAUUCCGGUCAUUCAAUGUCGGAUCCUGGCACAUCUUAUAGAACUCGAGCUGAAAUUCAAGCUGUAAGGAUGACUAGAGACCCAAUCACAUCGUUUAAAGAAAAAAUUCUCUCUACCAACCUAGCAACAGUUGACGAUCUCAAAAAAAUUGAUAAUGAAAUAAAAAUAGAAAUUGAUAAAGCGGUUAUAAAAUCAAAGGAAGAUGAAGAAAUUACAUUGGAUGAGUUGGCCAGUGAUGUAUAUUCCAAACCACUCGAAAGUGAACAUCGUGGGGUAGUACCCUGGCAAAAGAUAAAACAUGUUAGAAUUGGACCAGCCUUUAAUAGUGUGUAA